Molecule: messenger RNA, 1579 nt
Organism: Cebus imitator (Panamanian white-faced capuchin)
Lineage: Eukaryota; Metazoa; Chordata; Mammalia; Primates; Cebidae
Gene: ASCL1
Product: achaete-scute family bHLH transcription factor 1
Exons: 1
Coding region: 592-1293 (233 amino acids)
Biological process (GO): developmental process; regulation of transcription by RNA polymerase II
Molecular function (GO): DNA-binding transcription factor activity, RNA polymerase II-specific; protein dimerization activity; RNA polymerase II transcription regulatory region sequence-specific DNA binding
Source: RefSeq, a predicted model, not a curated record
AUUGAAAAGGCGAACGCACUCCAGCCGCCCAGCACUCUCUCACUUCUGGCCAGGGAACGUGGAAGGCGCACCGACAGAGAUCCAGCCAGGGAGGGCGAGUGAAAGAAGGAAAUCAGAAAGGAAGGGAGUUAACAAAAUAAUAAAAAACAGCCUGAGCCACGGCUGGAGAGACGGAGACCCAGCGCAAGAGAGCGCAGCCUUAGCAGGAGAGGAAAGAGGCAGAGCGCGCUCAGCAUUGACUUUUGCUGCUGCUUCUGCUUUUUUUUUUCUUAGAAACAAGAAGGCGCCAGCGGCAGCCUCACACGCGAGCGCCACGCGAGGCUCCCGAAGCCAACCCGCGAAGGGAGGAGGGGAGGGAGGAGGAGGCGGCGUAGAGGAAGGAGAAAAAGCAUUUUCACCUUCUUUGCUCCAGCUCUAAGAAGUCUCCUGGGAAUUUUGUAUAUAUAUUUUAACUCCCCUCAGGACUCCUCUUCAUCUUUCCUCUUUCCCUCGCUGUUCCUGCACCCAAGUCCUGUCUGUGUCCCCCUCGCGCGCCCCGCACCUCGCGUCCCAGCUUGCUCUGAUUCCACGACUCCUUGGCCGCCGCUGCGCAUGGAGAGCUCUGCCAAGAUGGAGAGCGGUGGCGCGGGCCAGCAGCCCCAGCCACAGCCCCAGCAGCCCUUCCUGCCUCCCGCAGCCUGUUUCUUUGCCACCGCCGCAGCCGCGGCGGCGGCCGCAGCCGCAGCGGCCGCACAGAGCGCCCAGCAGCAGCAGCAGCAGCAGCAGCAGCAGCAGCAGCUGAGACCGGCGGCCGACGGCCAGCCCUCAGGGGGCGGUCACAAGUCAGCGCCCAAGCAAGUCAAGCGACAGCGCUCGUCCUCGCCCGAACUGAUGCGCUGCAAACGCCGGCUCAACUUCAGCGGCUUUGGCUACAGCCUGCCGCAGCAGCAGCCGGCCGCCGUAGCGCGCCGCAACGAGCGCGAGCGCAACCGCGUCAAGUUGGUCAACCUGGGCUUUGCCACCCUUCGGGAGCACGUCCCCAACGGCGCGGCCAACAAGAAGAUGAGUAAGGUGGAGACGCUGCGCUCGGCAGUCGAGUACAUCCGCGCCCUGCAGCAGCUGCUGGACGAGCAUGACGCGGUGAGCGCCGCCUUCCAGGCUGGCGUCCUGUCGCCCACCAUCUCCCCCAACUACUCCAACGACUUGAACUCCAUGGCCGGCUCGCCGGUCUCAUCCUACUCGUCGGACGAGGGCUCUUACGACCCGCUCAGCCCCGAGGAGCAGGAGCUACUCGACUUCACCAACUGGUUCUGAGGGCUCGGCCUGGUCAGGCCCUGGUGCGAAUGGACUUUGGAAGCAGGUAGGUUGCAUUUUGGGGUGGGCAGGGGGGUAUUCUUGCCUUCGUGCUCCCUCUGAGUGUCUGUGGAAGUGAGGAUGUCUCCAAGGAGAUGGGGGGAUUUUUAUUUAAAGGAUUUGUGAAAGUUUGUCGAUUUCAAGUCCUAGUUUGUUAGUUUCAGCACUGGCUUCUGAAAGUGGCUUUGCCCAGGUCUCCAACUAGUGAAGGGUAGGAGUGAGGUGAAGAGAUGCUCGUGAACCGAUU